This is a messenger RNA of Desarmillaria tabescens, 1716 nucleotides long. Its product is annotated as phenylacetyl-CoA ligase. NCBI's taxonomy places the organism in Eukaryota, Fungi, Basidiomycota, Agaricomycetes, Agaricales, Physalacriaceae. The coding region runs from base 1 to 1716 and encodes 571 amino acids. Gene Ontology annotation, molecular function: CoA-ligase activity. The transcript has 18 exons. The record is from RefSeq and is a predicted model, not a curated record.
AUGACAGAAUUCAGAUCCUCUAUUCCGUUACCGUUCAUUCCUGAUGACCUUACUGUACCCCAGUUCCUCCUCGAUGAUUACAACCAUCCGUUGAGUGAAAUGAGGAAAGGGGACGAUGCAGUCUGGCUCAUAGAUGAUGUUACCGGAAGGGAAUACACGUUCAAGGAGGCCAAGGAAGGCGAUGUUGUAUUGUUUUUCAGCCCCAAUCAUAUCGACUAUGUCGUUGCGACAUGGGCUAUCCACCGACUUGGAGCGACAAUCGCGGCUGCGAAUCCCCUUUACACUGUUGAGGAGCUAGAGAAUUUGUUAUCCCUAACAAAGGCAACUAGAAUACUUACCGACGAGCGUUUCCUCAAAGUCGUCACCCCUGCAGCGAAUACAUUUGGUAUCCCUGCAAGUUCAAUUCUAUUAUUCGAUGUCGGAACCGUUAAUCCUAGUUCGGCCUACACUAUGGUGUCGGAACUGGUAUCACAUGGAGAGAAAUCAUCUGCUCAUGUUCCGGAGAAGCGGUUGGCUCCAGGUGAAGGCAAGAAAAAGGUUGCUCUCCUUUUUUUCUCCUCCGGAACCACCGGGAAACCCAAGGCACGUACGGGUGCGGUGGCGCUUUCUCAUUAUGCUGUUAUUGCCAACAUCCUUCAGAUGACAGCUCAUCAGAGAGAAAAUGGAAAACCUCGGGGACCUGAGAAAUGGGCUCUUUUGGCUGGGGAUGUGAUUACGGGUAUUGCCCUUUUUUCACGUUUACGGUCUGAUCGCAAACGUGAGGACUGCAUGCUCUUUGAUGUAUUCUUCGUACAAUCUGACGAUGCUCCAAAGAUAUACUGGGCCUUGUUCCUGGGGAUGACUGUUGAUGUUGUGCCGAGAUUCAGCCUAUCUAGCUUUCUCACAAGCAUAACGAAGUAUCGCAUCGCCCAUCUUUAUCUUGUCCCACCCCAUGUGGUCCUAAUUUGCAAGGAUCCCUCGGUGGCUUCUCGCAACUUUGACCACGUUAAACUAAUCUUCACCGGAGCCGCGUCUCUCUCCGUCGGUCUCAUGCAUCAAGCCACAAAAGUCUUCCCAAACGCCGCUAUAUCCCAAGGCUAUGGUAUGACAGAGACCAUCAUUGCUGCAAUACAGCCGGUCGACCAGCGAAUUAGUACAGGAGGAUGCGGCCCAAUGCUCCCGGGUUUUGUCGCUAAGGUCGUCAAGGCUGACGGAACACUCGCUGUUGCGGGAGAAACAGGAGAACUAGUCAUGACCGGACCGUCUGUGGGUUUGGGAUAUGUUGGAGACGAGGAAGCCACAAAAGCUACCUUCAUUAACGGGUGGGUUCGUUCCGGAGACGAAGUUAGAUUUAGCGAGUCUGGAGAAUUGUUCGUAGUGGAUAGGCUUAAAGAACUUAUCAAAGUCCGCGGCUUUCAAGUUGCCCCCGCCGAAAUAGAAGAUCACCUCAUGAGCCAUCCUCAUGUGGCUGACGUCUGUGUAGUGCCCAUCGCAGACGAAUACUCUGGUGAACUUCCUUUGGCAUUUGUUGUUCCCAGCACGCAAGCACGCCAAAUGAUCGCCGAUGGUGGCGAUCCGGAAACCAUUAAAGAACAGAUCAAGCAGCAUGUUGCCGAGCACAAAGUGAAAGAAAAGUGGCUUACCGGUGGCGUUCGCUUUGUAGAUUCUGUUCCAAAGAGUCCGAGUGGAAAGCUACUUCGACGGGUCCUUCGAGAUGGAUUAAAGGUUGCGGCUUAG